CACAGGAUGAUUCCGGGAGGCUUCAAGGUUCCUGGAGUUCACCGCCACUGACUUCAGCCAGCAAGUGCAAAAGCACUCUUGGCUGCCUCAGCUGCAACCUGCGGCAGUUUUUCCUUCAGUUUAUAGCUUAGAAGAAUUGUGCACCAGGGGCUCCUCCAGCUCUUCCCAGACCCGAGCCGUGCAGCUCCCUCUCUGGGUUCUGCGUAGUGAAAACAUCCUUCAGCCUGCAGCUUCUGUUGCCAGCCUGAAGUCUCCUGAUAUAUAAUAGCUCCGAGAUGAAGUCUCCUCAGAAAAUCCUUAUGACUGCUCCUCUGUUUUUUCUCCUGACCCUUCACACCUUGGUCUCUUCGGGCUAUGACAACUGGACUGACAGCAGACACUCCAAUAGCCAUUACUGCAUAGGGUGUGUGCUGGUGGUGUCUAUCAUUGAACAGUUCACUCAAGUUCACAACUCGACGGUCCAGACCUCAAUGGAGAGACUGUGCAGCUACUUGCCUGAAAAACUGUUCUUGAAGACCGCUUGCUAUUCAAUGGUACAUAUAUUUGGACCAGACAUCAUAAAACUAUUCAGAGCACAUAUGAAUGCUGAUGUGGUGUGUCACACCCUGGAGUUUUGCAAACAGGAUCCUGGCCAACCCUUGUGCCACCUCUAUCCCCUUCCCAAGGAGGCAUGGAAAUUUACACUUGAGAAGGCCAGACAGAUUGUCAAGAAAUCCCCAGCUCUGAAAUACUCCAGAAGUGGUUUUGAUAUUUGUUCACUCCCAUUUUUGGCCAAGAUCUGUCAGAAGAUUAAACUAGCUAUACAAAAUUCUGUGCCAUUAGAAGAUGCAGAUUCAGACAAAUAUAGUGAUUUCCCAGCACUGCGAGGCUUUCACUGGCGAGGGAGAGAUUGCAACGACAGCAACAGGAUGGCGUACCCAGGCAGAAGGCCAGACAACUGGGACUCAUAUCAAGAUUCAAACUGUAAUGGCAUUUGGGGUGUUGAUCCAAAAGAUGGAAUCCCAUACGAGAAGAAAUUCUGUGAAGGUUCACAGCCCAGGGGAGUCAUUUUGCUGGGAGACUCAGCUGGGGCUUAUUUCCACAUCCCUCCUGACUGGAUCACAGCUUCGCAGAUGUCUUUGAAAUCCUUCUUCAAGUUACCAAUAGCUCUUACCAAUGAGCUUGACUGGCCCCAGCUAUCUGGUACUACUGGAUUUCUGCAUUCCACCAGCAGAAUUAAACAAAACUCUAUUUACCUUCGUUUACGGAAAAGAAACCACUGCAAUCACAGGGACUAUCAGAAUAUUUCCAAAAAUGGUGCAUCCUCCCAAAACCUGGAGAGAUUUAUAGAAACUUUAUCUAGGAACCAGCUGUUGGACUAUCCAGCCAUUGUUAUAUAUGCCAUGAUUGGAAAUGAUGUCUGCAGUGGGAAUAUUGAUCCUCUCCCAGAAAUGACCACUCCUGAGAAAUUGUACUCCAAGGUCAUGCAGACUCUGCAGUAUCUAGAUUCCCACCUGCCAAAAGGCAGUCAUGUUAUUUUACUUGGCUUACCAGAUGGAAGAUUUCUCUGGGAUCAUUUGCAUGACAGAUAUCAUCCUCUUGGCCAGCUCAACAAGGACGUGACCUACGCGCAUUUCUACUCCUUCCUGAACUGUCUCCAGGUCAGCCCCUGCCACGGCUGGAUGUCUUCCAACAAGACGCUGCGGAAUCUCACUUCAGAGAGAGCAGAACAACUCUCCACAACGCUGAAAAAAAUUGCAACCAGUCAGAAAUUUAUGAACUUCGACCUUUUCUACUUAGAUUUCGACUUCCAAAAAAUUGUGAAGAAGUGGCAAAAGAGAGGUGGGCAGCCCUGGCAGCUCAUUGAACCCGUGGAUGGAUUUCACCCUAAUGAGGUGGCUUCACAGCUGUUUGCAGAUCUCUUCUGGGAGAAGAUGCAGCGCCAGUGGCCCCAUGUCCUGGGAAAGGAGAAUCCAUUCAAUCCCCAGAUUGAGCAGGUGUUUGGAGACCAAGGCGGGCACUGAGGCCCCAAGGACAUGUGCUUCUGGGGAGGCAGCAACUUGGGGAGACACUUCUAUUUUGCCCAGGCACCAGCAUGAACCACAUCUCGCAGCCGUCGUAUCCAUGAUCAGAAGACCUUACCCUGGACUAGCUCCCAGCUUUGUGCGCUUCACACCUCAUUUCUCCUCCGUGAUCCACACACUUCCCGUGCCAGGAGCUGUAGCACGCUUUCUCCUCCUGUGAUCUGACCGCUAGCCCUGCACUUUGUCCCCACGCUGGUGGACAAUAGGAGCGUACCUGGAAGUCCUUCCUGACCCAGGAUGGCUGGCAGUAACCUGCACAGAACUAACAGCUAACCACAUACAUAGUGCAACCUAAAUGGAUCUCCAUUUCACCUUCCCCAAAAUUCCCAUGGCUUUUCCAGAGCCACGGAUAAAAGGGAAAUUGUGACAGAGAUGAAGGAGUUGUGUUUAAAAUAUCUUACUUUUGCCAAUUUUACAAAGCAUAGGACCCUGUGAACUCAUUGUUGGGGCCCCUUCCAGGGCUUUGGAAGAAACUCUAAAACUUAAUCUUUCUUAGACUUAUGGUAAAUCCAUCUCUGCUCACAAGAUUAAUCUGCCAGGUUUGUGUGAGCUUCAGUUUGGGGGGCCAACACACUUAAAAUAUUGUCAGUCCAUUAAUUUCUGUCACCUGAGUCAGAUCCUUGGCUCAGAAUGACCAGCAUAUGUCCCCAGGAGGUAGAUCAGCAGGGGACCAACAAGCCCUCUGGAGGCUGCUUGUCUGAAGCAGGAAAUACAAGCUUGGAGAAUAGAUUAAAGAUGUGAGGCGUCGGGCUGUGGUUGUGGUUUAGUUGCUAAGUCGUGUCCAACUCUUGCGACUCCAUGGACUGGAGCCCACCAGGCUCCUCUGUCCAUGAGAUUUUUCAGACAAGAAU
Cervus elaphus (red deer) is the source of this 2914-nucleotide messenger RNA. RefSeq names its product acyloxyacyl hydrolase (gene AOAH). The transcript is spliced from 23 exons. Gene Ontology annotation, biological process: lipopolysaccharide catabolic process; negative regulation of inflammatory response. The coding region runs from base 276 to 2003 and encodes 575 amino acids. Gene Ontology annotation, molecular function: acyloxyacyl hydrolase activity; calcium ion binding. The record is from RefSeq and is a predicted model, not a curated record. Lineage: Eukaryota; Metazoa; Chordata; Mammalia; Artiodactyla; Cervidae.